AUUAUACACUCAAAGAGCUCGGAAUUAUUAUCUCAGGCUCAAGCCACACGAACAAUAUUUUACACGCAAACAUAUUAAAACAUUUAAGGAUACUUUAAAAUGGCGCAGCGAGCACAGAGGUAUAUAUUCUUGGCCGGAUCCUUGGUCCGGCGUUUCCAUGCGGCUCGAUAUCCGCGCAGCAGCAAGGUGGCGGUGUCCAAUUUCGAAGCAGAUCACUUUUUGCCUUACAAGAAGAUGCAGGAGACCUUGGAAAGUGUGGCUGGUCGCCUAAACCGACCCUUGACGCUGUCGGAGAAAAUCCUUUACUCUCAUUUGGAUGAGCCGAAGGAGCAGGAAAUCGAACGUGGCAAAUCCUAUCUGAAGCUGCUCCCGGAUCGAGUGGCCUUGCAGGACGCCACCGCCCAGAUGGCCCUCCUCCAGUUCAUCUCCUCGGGUCUAAAGAAAGUGGCCGUUCCCUCAACCGUUCACUGCGAUCAUUUAAUCGAGGCCCAGGUGAGCGGCGAUAAGGAUUUGGCCCGAGCGAAGGAUCUCAACAAGGAGGUCUACGACUUCCUGUCCUCCACUUGCGCAAAGUAUGGUCUGGGCUUCUGGAAACCCGGCAGCGGUAUAAUCCAUCAGAUUAUCCUGGAGAACUACGCCUAUCCGGGCUUGCUGAUGAUCGGAACGGACUCCCACACCCCGAAUGGCGGCGGCUUGGGGUGUCUGUGCAUUGGAGUCGGUGGUGCCGAUGCCGUCGAUGUAAUGGCCAGCAUUCCCUGGGAGCUCAAGUGCCCGACUGUGAUUGGCGUUAAUCUCACAGGCAAGAUUAGUGGCUGGACUUCGCCCAAGGACGUUAUACUAAAACUAGCAGAGAUUCUGACGGUCAAGGGAGGAACGGGAGCUAUUGUGGAAUACCAUGGACCAGGCGUGGACUCCAUUUCCUGCACCGGCAUGGCCACCAUAUGCAACAUGGGUGCGGAGAUCGGAGCUACCACGUCGUUGUUCCCUUUCAACGAACGCAUGAUCACCUACUUGUGCGCCACCGGCAGGGGCCAGAUCGCUGAUGAGGCCGAGAAAUUCAAAAAGCUUUUCACUGCCGACGAGGGCUGCAAGUACGAUCAGGUCAUCGAGAUCAACUUGGAUACACUGGAGCCCCUGGUAAAUGGUCCAUUCACGCCCGAUUUGGCCCAUCCCAUCAGCAAGCUAGGCGAAGAUUCCGAGAAAAAUAAGUAUCCUAUGGACAUCAAGGUGGCUCUCAUCGGCUCCUGCACGAAUUCCUCCUACGAGGACAUGGGUCGCUGUGCCAGCAUUGCCAGCGAUGCUCUAAGCCAUGGCCUCAAGUCCUGCGUACCCUUUAAUGUCACACCCGGAUCCGAGCAGAUUAGGGCCACCAUUGCAAGGGAUGGCAUCAUCGAAGUUUUGGAAAAAUUCGGAGGAACGGUUCUGGCCAAUGCUUGCGGACCCUGCAUCGGACAAUGGGACCGCAAGGAUGUCAAAAUGGGGGAAAAGAACACGAUUGUGACGUCGUAUAAUCGCAACUUCACCGGCCGAAAUGAUGCGAAUCCUGCCACACACUGUUUUGUUACCAGUCCGGAAAUGGUUACAGCCUUGGCCAUCGCCGGACGCCUUGAUUUCAACCCCAUAAGUGACCUACUCGAGGGAAAAGAUGGCAAAACUUUUAAAUUGAAACCGCCCAUGGGCGAUGAGCUGCCAGCCAAGGGCUUUGAUCCUGGAGAGGACACCUACCAGGCUCCGCCGGAGAACGCUGAUAGUGUCAAGGUCAAUGUGGAUCCCAAGUCGGAGCGUCUGCAGAUACUGGAACUAUUCGAGAAAUGGGACGGGAAGGAUUACAUUGAUAUUGCGGUUCUAAUCAAGAUCAAGGGAAAGUGCACUACGGAUCAUAUAAGUGCCGCCGGUCCCUGGCUCAAGUAUCGAGGUCAUUUGGACAAUAUAUCGAAUAAUUUGUUUAUCGGAGCCACCAAUUCCGAAAAUAAUGAGAUGAACAAAGUCAAGAACCAGAAAACCGGUCAAUUCGAUGCCGUUCCCGCAGUAGCACGUGAUUACAAGGCUAACAAAAUCAAGUGGUGUGCCGUGGGCGAGGACAACUAUGGCGAGGGUUCCUCCCGGGAGCACGCUGCUCUGGAGCCACGACAUUUGGGUGGCGUAGCCAUCAUCGUCAAGUCCUUCGCACGCAUUCACGAAACGAACCUCAAGAAACAGGGCAUGCUAGCCCUGACAUUCGCCAAUCCGGGUGAUUAUGAUAAGAUUCAGCCCUCGAGCAAGUUAUCGCUGCUCAACUUGAAGGAUCUUGCACCCGGAAAACCUGUGGAUUGUGAGAUCAAGAACAACGGUAGCUCUGAAAAAAUCCAACUAAACCACUCCUUCAAUGAAGGGCAGAUUCUUUGGUUUAGGGCCGGCAGCGCCUUGAAUCUCAUGAAGGAGCAGGCGGCCGGCGGGGGCGGUGAUAAGAGAUAACAAAUUUUAGCCAGUAUCGACAUAUAAUAGAAUGUUUAAAAUAAUU
Drosophila kikkawai is the source of this 2500-nucleotide messenger RNA. RefSeq names its product Mitochondrial aconitase 2 (gene mAcon2). Gene Ontology annotation, cellular component: mitochondrion; cytosol. Gene Ontology annotation, molecular function: 4 iron, 4 sulfur cluster binding; aconitate hydratase activity. The record is from RefSeq and is a predicted model, not a curated record. Lineage: Eukaryota; Metazoa; Arthropoda; Insecta; Diptera; Drosophilidae. Gene Ontology annotation, biological process: tricarboxylic acid cycle.